UUUGACGUAUAAACUCCUCAUUCGCGCAUUUUGUUGAACUACUGUGUGUUGUUUUGUGAAUUUUGUAGUGAAGAAAGUUUAUUUCCUCUCAGUUUUCGGUGUGUAGCAAAAAGCAAAUCGCCUAACCAUGGGCCUAGACUUCGAUCCACUUGAAUAUUGUCGUACAUUGAAAGGAACACCGCCGCCGUACAAAUGCCCAUUGGAAAAGUGUGGAAAACUUUAUGAAUCUCUUUUCGGUUUACAAUAUCAUCUGAAAAGCUAUGACCACGACAAUCCCCAUGUAACACCAAUCACAACCAAAAAUCGAAAGAAAGGCAGACACCGUACCAAAUCUACGAUAACACCGAAAGCAAAAAUUCCAUCCACUUCGCCGAAGGAAGCGCUAACAUAUUUGGAGGCUUUGAAGGUUGUUCAAUUCGAUAUCGACGGUAAAAGUGUCAAGGUGUCGAUCGAAGAAGACAAUCCCAUCGUAACCAAGGAAGAUUUCGAGAAGAUGGUCGCAGAUAAGGAAUGUACGACAACAUUUGUCGAAAUGGCACCAGCUGCUCACAUUAAAUUGCCUGAAGCAGCCGUCCGUGAAAUUGAUGGCUAUAACAUCUGCGAUGCACCACCUCGACCAAAUGCGUUUAUUCGAUUCAUCGAAAAAAGUGCGGAGGAAUUGGAUGGCGAGGUGGAGUAUGACGUUGAUGAGGAAGACACAACUUGGUUGGCGAUUAUCAACGAGAAACGAGCCGAACAGGGACUUAAUGCUGUUAGUGUUGACACGCUGGAGCUGCUGAUGGAUCGACUGGAAAAGGAAUCAUACUUUCAGGCAGCAGCUAAUGGACAAAGUGGCAACGAAGUGGACGAUGACGCCGUAUGCUGCAUUUGCAUGGAUGGUGAAUGUCAAAACACAAAUGUUAUUCUGUUUUGUGACAUGUGUAACUUAGCUGUUCAUCAGGACUGUUAUGGCGUUCCGUACAUACCCGAAGGUCAAUGGCUUUGUCGCAGGUGUUUGCAGAGUCCUAGCACGCCAGUGGAAUGUGUCCUUUGUCCGAAUACUGGUGGUGCAUUCAAGCAAACGGAUGAUAAUCGUUGGGCUCAUGUUGUCUGUGCUUUGUGGAUUCCAGAAGUUCGUUUUGCCAACACAGUAUUUUUGGAGCCGAUAGAUUCAUUGGAAAUGAUACCCCCAGCGCGUUGGAACCUGAAAUGCUACAUUUGUAAGACGAAAGGAGUUGGUGCAUGCAUACAGUGUCAAAAGACUAGUUGUUGCACUCCGUUCCAUGUUACUUGUGCGCAACAAGCUGGAUUACAUAUGAGAAUGGAUACCGUCAAAGACAAUACGAGCUCAGCUCAUCCGAUUACAGUUCAAAAAACGGCCUAUUGUGAUGUUCACUGUCCAACGACGAAGAGUAGCACAGAUCUGAACGCACUGGAUGCAGACGAAAAAGCGCGACACAAAAAAAUGAAAAUGGCAAGGGAAAUGUUAGCUAAGAAACGGACCAGCGUUCCGUUGAUACUGAUUCCAACCAUCCCGCCGAAUCGGUUGCAGGAAAUCAGUGCACUUGUCAAUAUCCAAAAGAAGCCACAAUUCAUUCAACGUUUGAUCCCGUAUUGGACCUUGAAACGACAAUAUCGAAACGGCGUACCAUUGCUGAGAAGAUUGCAGAGCCAAGGUCAAUCGCAUCAAGGCAAUAGAGGAAUUGAAGGAACACCAAACGCUAAGGAAUUGUACCAACAGCUGAAGUAUUGGCAAUGCUUGCGACAGGAUCUGGAAAGAGCUCGACUAUUGUGUGAAUUGGUGCGUAAAAGAGAGAAGUUGAAGGUUGCCCUAGUGCGUGUCAAGGAACAGUGUAUUAUGAUGGAAAUAAAUCCGAUUGAAGCUACAAUGAGUAAAUUGCUGGACGCUCUGUAUGAGAAGGAUGUGGACGAAAUAUUCUGUGAACCUGUGGACAUCAAUGAAGUGCCAGAUUACACGGAAGUAGUUAAACAUCCAAUGGACUUGAGCACAAUUAGAUUGAAAUUACAAUCCGGAAUGUAUUUCACGCUAAGCGAUAUGGAAGCCGAUUUCAAUUUGAUGGUCAAGAAUUGCCUGGACUACAACAAUCGAGACACGUUUUACUACAAAGCCGGUCAGAAAAUGCGCGAUCAAGGUAGACCGUUGUUCCGGAAAGCGCGCGAAGAACUCGAAACCGAAGGAAUGCUGGAGAUGCAGAGAACUGACGAUAAUAUUUCGAAAGAAAUCGACGGCGAGUAUAAGGAGUUAAUCAAACAGAAGCCCAGCCCAGAGCUGGUGGAAAAGUUGCAAGCAUUGCUGGAAAAGGCGACUCGUAUGAAGCAUGGACUGGCUAGGGCGAAGGUUACAAAACAAAUUCGCAUGGAAAUCGAAAAAAUCAAAAAAGACUUGAAAAAUCUGCAAACGGAUAGUUCACAGUCGGAUAUGGAAUUGACGAAGGCUGACGAAUUAACUGUGCAGACCCCACCAUGCAGUCCGAUAAAGAAUUUAAACAAUAGUGCGUCUCCAGCUGGUGUUAAUAGAAGAACUGCUGUGCUGUUUACUCGGAAGGCGGCUCAAAGGAAACCGGAAACAAAUGUGAAAGAAGAACUCUUUACCGAAACUGUAGGCAUUACUGAAAAAGUCAAGUCUCCGAAGAAGCCUGGCCGUACUAAGAAAAAUUCGAAUCGAAAAAGUGAAGAGGGUGAAGUGGUUGAAAAGAUAAAAACUCCAACGAACGUAACAAAUGGUCUGCCUAAAUCCAAAGACUCACUCAAAGACCCUUUCAGUAUGCCGGAUAGCUUCCGCACUUAUCGAGCCCAAGAGAAUCGUGAUUUGUCCGAUUCGGAGGAGUCUCAUGUCAGCUAUUCAGAGAGUACAUGCAGCAGUUGCAGUGGUUUCAGUGAUAGUGGAAGCGGAACCGAUUUCGGGUCGAGUUUUGAAGAUGGUCCUGACACCUGUAGCGAUUCCGAGAUGCAUUCGAGCGAAGCAGAUCAUCCAAAACUGCAAGCCACCUUAGAACCUCUUCAAUUGGUCUGGGCUAAAUGUCGAGGCUAUCCAUGGUAUCCGGCGCUAAUAAUUGAUCCACAAAUUCCCAACGGAUUCGUGUUCAAUGGUGUACCUCUGCCAGCACCACCACUCGACGUCUUAGCACUACGAAAGGAUAAAGAGGAGCCCGUAUUUUUGGUUCUGUUUUUCGAUGCAAAGAGAACGUGGCAGUGGUUACCACCGAAUAAAUUAGAAAUUUUGGGCUCUGACAAACAGUUCGAUCAAGCAAAAUUGAUCGAAAGCCGAAAGCCAACUGACCGGAAAGCAGUUAGCAAGGCAUAUCAGGAUGCAUUACAUUAUCAGAGUCAAGUUUCCGAUUUGGACGGUCAGGGACCCGGAGCUAUAAUGUAAAUAUUAAGUGCGAGUGAUCGGAUCAUGUGAACAAAAUUCAUUGGACAUCAGCUGUUAUACAUUUUUAACGUUUCCAUUCUACCAUUUUUGUAGUUUAUGUUUUUCUUCUAUAAAUGGUAUAUUAAUGUUGUGACCACAAUUUAGGAUUAGGUGAACUUGUUGUACGCCAUUUUCACGCGGACGAGAAUAUAAUGAGUUG
Bradysia coprophila is the source of this 3572-nucleotide messenger RNA. It is a transcript of the gene Br140, whose product is annotated as bromodomain-containing protein 140. Gene Ontology annotation, biological process: regulation of transcription by RNA polymerase II. The record is from RefSeq and is a predicted model, not a curated record. Lineage: Eukaryota; Metazoa; Arthropoda; Insecta; Diptera; Sciaridae. Gene Ontology annotation, molecular function: protein binding.